AAAGGAAACAGCCCUUCAACAAUGUCGGCCACGUCUGUGACGUAUGCGAGUGCGACGGUCUUCACCUAAUCCCCGCGUUUCUGGGAAAUGAUAAACUCGCAUUAACGUUGCUCCACGUGUUUCUCGCAGUCUCUCUUCCCUUUCGUUAAAACCCCCUCUCUCCCUAAAACCCCCACGUCACAGCCGCAGAGUCUCAGCGACCAAAGAAACCACAAACCGCCACCAUGACGGCCACUUUCCGCCGGAGCACCAUCCUCACCCGCCUGUUACACAAGAACUCUAUCACCGACCCGAUUGCGGCCCCGACACUGCUCCAAACCCAAACCCAAACCCAGACCCCCUCCAGAGCCUACCUCCGCUUCCCUCAAGUCUUCCGCAAAGCCAGAGACUACGACCUCUCCCCCUCCGUCUUCUCCUCCGCCUUCUCCUCCUCCAAGUCCUCCGUCGAAGCGCCGUCGGCUUCCAAGUUCGGGUUCGUGGGAUGGUACCUGGGUAUGAUCCAGUGCCGCCCCAUUUUGACCAAGAGUGUGACCGCGGCGCUCAUUUACACCGCCGCCGAUUUGUCCUCCCAGACAUUAGCAAAAUCAUCCUUUUCCGAAUCUUAUGAUCUUGUAAGGACAGCGCGCAUGGCUGGCUAUGGGAUGCUGGUUUUGGGUCCGUCGCUGCAUUUCUGGUUCAAUUUCAUGUCGAAAGCUUUACCGAAACGAGAUGUGUUUUCGACAUUGAAGAAAAUGGCAAUGGGGCAGCUGCUUUACGGACCUACAAUGACGUGUGUUUUCUUCUCCUUGAAUGCAUGUCUACAAGGUGAAAAUGGUGAAGAAAUUGUUGCCCGCCUACGGCGAGACUUGUUCCCUACAUUGUUAAACGGUGUUAUGUACUGGCCAGUAUGUGAUUUUAUCACAUUCCGAUUCAUUCCUGUCCAUUUACAGCCAUUAGUGAGCAACGGAUUUUCGUAUCUGUGGACCAUUUACAUGACGUACAUGGCAGGCUUGGAGAAAGCUGGCACAACGUCCUAGCUGAUUGACUGUAGGCGCGUAUUCUUUUUACUAGUCUCGUCUUUAAGAUUUAGACGUGUCUCAACAACCCAGCUUGGAAGUUGCUCGUGAUGCCCUUGCACGGUGAACCUUACGGAUGCCUUGGCAGAAACGCUAGCAUGACAUCCACAGCCGAACUAUGGUUGAAGCACAGGCUAUGAAUCUCGCUCUCAUUGCGAAUUUUACGAAUUCGAUUCAUUGGUAAUUACAUUCAGAUCAUGUCUUUUUACCAUUCGUGUAAAACAUUCAGACAUUAUGUAUUUAUGCCGUUGGGACAACUUUGAGGCUUUUGUAUAAAGCAAUAGGUUGAUGUUGUUUAAGACACCGGAAGUAUCAGUUACAAGUUAGUUUGAUCGGA
This is a messenger RNA of Pyrus x bretschneideri (Chinese white pear), 1392 nucleotides long. Its product is annotated as protein SYM1. The record is from RefSeq and is a predicted model, not a curated record. The transcript has 4 exons. Bases 225 to 1016 code for a protein of 263 amino acids. Lineage: Eukaryota; Viridiplantae; Streptophyta; Magnoliopsida; Rosales; Rosaceae. Gene Ontology annotation, cellular component: membrane; cytoplasm.